GCGAUAGGGCUUGCACAUUUUAGUGUCUAAUAUUUUACUUGACCACUUGCAAGUGUUUAAGAUAGAGAUAGAAGGGCAUUUAAGAGCUUUGAGAUUUUGUGAAAGAACUUUAUGAGAAAAAAGUAUUAUUUUAAAAGCAUAUUAUUUCAUCUGCCACGUUAAACAAUGACCAUGGAAAUUGAUGAACCAAUUCCAAAGAACGUAAUGGCAGCUUCUGGCACAACUGGCAGUGUUUCAGUUUCUUUACACCCUCUUGUCAUUAUGAAUAUUUCUGAACACUGGACUAGGAUUAGAGCUCAAGAAGGAAGUCCACAACAAGUCAUUGGAGCACUCAUAGGAAAACAAAGGGGUCGUAACUUGGAAAUAAUGAAUUCAUUUGAGCUCUUAUUUGAUCGUAUUGAAAACAGUAUAAUCAUUGACAAGGAUUAUUACAACCAUAAAGAGCAACAAUUUAAGCAAGUUUUCAGUGAUCUUGAUUUCCUUGGCUGGUAUACUACAGGAGAUGGACCUAAUGAAUCUGACAUUCAGGUUCUCAAACAGAUCUGUGAAAUAAAUGAAAGUCCAGUGUUUUUAAAACUUAACCCUCAAGCUCGGCAUACAGAGUUACCUGUCACCAUGUAUGAGUCUGUGAUUGAUCUUGUGAGUGGUGAGGCCACUAUGUUGUUUGUAGAAUUACCAUUUACAUUGGCCACAGAAGAGGCAGAAAGGAUUGGAUUGGAUCAUAUGGCUCGUAUGUCAUCAAAUGAAUCUGGUGAAAGUUCACUUGUGGCAGAACAUCUUCAGGCUCAGUACAGUGCUAUCAAAAUGCUUCACAGUCGAGUUCGUCUUAUCUUAGAUUAUGUGCGAGCAGUACAAGCAGGGAAAGUUCCAAAAAAUCAUGAGAUUUUACGAGAAGCUUACAGUUUGUGUCAUAGACUUCCAGUCUUAAAUUCCCUUACAUUCAGAACAGAAUAUUACAAUCAAUGUAACGAUGUGGGAUUGAUGACAUACCUUGGAACUUUGACAAAAGGUUGUAACACUAUUAAUCAGUUUGUUAACAAGUUCAACAUUCUCUAUGACAGACAAGGAAUGGGCCGUCGAAUGAGAGGAUUAUUUUUUUAAGGACCUUGAACCAGCAGUAAAAUUGUUUUUGUGAAAUAUCUGGACACGUUUUAAUUUAAACUCUUGUCUUUACAAUUAAGAACUCCUAUGAAAAACAACAACAACAAAAUAAAGCAAUUUAAAAUUCCAUACUUUGUUACAGUUACACUUUCAUCUAAAAAUGCAUUUAAACAAGUGUAGGCUUGUGCUAGACAUUUAAUGACUAAAUACUUUAGUUAAAACUUUGAUGUGAAUAAAACAGGUUAUAAAAGUAG
This is a messenger RNA of Limulus polyphemus (Atlantic horseshoe crab), 1355 nucleotides long. RefSeq names its product COP9 signalosome complex subunit 6-like (gene CSN6). NCBI's taxonomy places the organism in Eukaryota, Metazoa, Arthropoda, Merostomata, Xiphosura, Limulidae. Gene Ontology annotation, cellular component: COP9 signalosome. The record is from RefSeq and is a predicted model, not a curated record. Gene Ontology annotation, molecular function: protein binding; metallopeptidase activity. Gene Ontology annotation, biological process: protein deneddylation. Bases 166 to 1101 code for a protein of 311 amino acids. The transcript is spliced from 9 exons.